GGUUUGUGCUUUUUGUUUUCAUGGCCUUGUAUCCAGUAUUACUAUAUGGUUUGAAAUGUCUUUAUUAUUUGUUUUCAAAAGUUAGCAUUUUAAUUUCUAAGUUUUAGUAUCGUGAUUUCCAAAUAAAAGAUCAUACGAGAUCAAGUAUCAUGGCACCAUCACUGACUAUGCUUCUCCGUCUUCGAUUCUACAGUAGAAACGUCUUCUUCACUAGCUCUGACGUCAUCUUCGCCUAUAAUGACGUCAUCUGUGCCAUCUUCUCUAUUGCAUGCCAAGUAUUCGUCCUCUCUACCAUCGUCGUCAACGGUAACGAUGACGUCAAGCUCUUCGUGUAUGAUUCUUAUGUCACCAACCAAGUCUAGUCAAGUGCUAUUGAAAUCAACAGCUUCCUCAAGAUCGCCCAGUGGCAGGAAUGACACUAAUAAAGAUGAGCCUUCCAGUCGACAAGCGUAUUUCAACAACGCAGAGGAAAACUGGAUUCUGAAAAAUCACGCGAUAAAAGAUACCUGGACUUCUAGCGAGAUCACAUGUGCAAUGCUGUGUUUGAGAGAUAAAAACUGUCAAUCAAUUAACUUUAAAUCUAUAGCGAAGAACUCUAGGCAGGCUAAACAUACCAACACAAUAAAGGACCCUAACUGCCAACUCAACUCGGCCAAGCACUUGGCGCAUCCAAGAGACUUUUUCCCAAAGAAGGGAUACCGCUAUUACUACCUUAUAUGACGACAAAAGGAUACGUCGAUUAUCUUACAUGACAAGGAAACAAUACCGUAGUAUUAUCUCUUAUGACAAGGACAGGCUACUGCUAAAAUUAAUAAAUAAGCUAACGCAACAAGGAAGCUGAUACCGCUGAUGUUAGCGUACACGACAGGAAAAGGCAAUACCGCUAUUGUUACCUUGCACAACAAGAUAAGCUGAUACCGCUAUUAUUGCCUUACAUGAUAUGGAAAGGAUACGGCCACUAGUAUUACGAUCCACUUUUUAAGACGGUUAUACCGCCAAGCAAGCUGUGACGUCCCACAUGCGACAAAACGGCGGGUCAGAGCCAAGUGGAGUUACCUCUUACAAGUUUAGGCCAACAAACGUUUUUCCCACCAAAAUACGUAGAACUAGCUACAAGAAACGUAGUAUCAAUGCUAUCGUCAAUCGAGAGUAGUUUACAUUUGAUUCGAGAGCUGGGCAGGAUUAUGGUGUCUCUUUCGUCGAAACUUAGAACUUGGAAACAAAAGAUGUCAAAAUGAAGAUGUGUCCUUGCGUUGUAAGCCAUACCAGUCGGAAGGACGAUUAAGUGUCCGUCUAUUGGUUAAUCAGAGGACUUAGUGGCCUGGUCACGAAAAAGAUAGGUGGGGUGCAUUGGGGGAAUCAGAAAUUAUAUCCAUGGAAGAACAUUCCACUACAAUUAUGAACUUUUUACUGAUGAACGCAAGACACAGAAAGCGAAUAUCAAACAGUAGAAACUAAACGCGCCACUUGCCUCAGUGAUUCUCUUAAACUUACUUUGUACAAACUAUACUUUGUGUAGCAGACCAAUUUUGCUGUAAGUGCAAUUACUUGCCACAUCGAGAAAUCCUUAGAAUAGACCAUUUUACAGUUGUCUGUUCAGCGACCUGGCCUUUGAAUA
Molecule: messenger RNA, 1618 nt
Organism: Orbicella faveolata
Lineage: Eukaryota; Metazoa; Cnidaria; Anthozoa; Scleractinia; Merulinidae
Source: RefSeq, a predicted model, not a curated record